GACACAGAUUAGAAAUUAAUUUAAGUAAUUAUAAUACACAAUCAUACACCCACAUCUAUAACCACUACCAGCUUAUCUCUUCAUAGAGAACGGACCACAUCCUUUCAUUUGUUAAAAGUAUCUCUUGUUCUGAGAUUUGGUUUGAAGAAAUUAUAUUUCUACUCUCUGCCCACUGUCUGAAACAUAAUGUGAAUAAUCGCCCGAAGGAAAGUUAAAAAGAAAAAGAAAUAAAAGUACAAAUAUAAAGAGAGACAAUUUGACAACAGAAGUAAAACCGAGGAGGAAGAAAGAAAUCAUUUAACAGGAUACAGAAAUCAGAUGUCGAAUUCAUUAAUGGGUCGUCUUCGUGGUAAAGUGGCUGUGAUUACAGCAGCAGCACAAGGAAUAGGCUUCGCUACAGCUUUGGCGUUUUAUCGUGAAGGGGCAGAAGUAUAUGCUACGGAUAUAAACAAAGAGAAACUUGAAUUGUUGGCGGCCAGUUGCGCAGGUAUACACACCAAUGUCCUUGAUGUCACAAACAGUGAACAAGUUAGAGCUUUUGCUGAAAAUAUUCCUAAAGUUGAUAUAAUUUUUAACUGUGCCGGUUUUGUACAUAACGGGACAUUGCUGGAAUGUGACGAAAAAUCGUGGGAUUCGAGUUUUGAUCUUAACGUAAAAAGUGUUUAUCGCGUUUGCUCAGCGUUUAUUCCUAAGAUGAUUCAGCAGGGAACCGGCGGAAGUAUUGUUAAUAUGUCAUCAGUAGCGUCCAGUGUCAAAGGCGCCGCCAGUAGAUGUGUUUACGGAGCGACUAAAGCAGCUGUGAUUGGUCUUUCGAAGUCAAUAGCCAUUGAUUACGUUUCCCACAAUAUCCGAUGUAACUCCGUCUGUCCAGGUACUGUAGAUACACCUUCGUUCCGUGACCGAGUGGAAGCCUUACCAGAUGCAAAUGCAAUGACAAAAUUCUUGGAACGUCAAAAGAUGGGAAGAUUGGCUACCGCUGACGAAAUUGCUCAUUUAAUCAUUUAUUUGGCAUCUGAUGAGUCCGCAUUCGUCACAGGUCAAGAAUUUAUUAUUGAUGGCGGUUGGAGCAUGUAAGCUGUGACGAUUGAGCACUCUCUGGAAAUAUCCUUACAGCCAGAAAAAAACAAAAGCACCAAUUUUUGUGAAUAUAAAAAUUAACAGAGAAUAAAUAAAUAAA
Molecule: messenger RNA, 1177 nt
Organism: Octopus sinensis (East Asian common octopus)
Lineage: Eukaryota; Metazoa; Mollusca; Cephalopoda; Octopoda; Octopodidae
Product: 3-hydroxybutyrate dehydrogenase type 2
Exons: 10
Coding region: 319-1074 (251 amino acids)
Cellular component (GO): cytoplasm
Molecular function (GO): oxidoreductase activity, acting on the CH-OH group of donors, NAD or NADP as acceptor
Source: RefSeq, a predicted model, not a curated record